Molecule: messenger RNA, 1667 nt
Organism: Cryptotermes secundus
Lineage: Eukaryota; Metazoa; Arthropoda; Insecta; Blattodea; Kalotermitidae
Product: THUMP domain-containing protein 1
Exons: 5
Coding region: 86-1189 (367 amino acids)
Biological process (GO): tRNA modification
Molecular function (GO): RNA binding
Source: RefSeq, a predicted model, not a curated record
UGAUUGGUGAAUGUGACGUAUUUUCAAAUGUUAAUUAGGUGGAUAGAAUAGUGUGAUCGAGUGCGAUCGUGUGUGAUAGAGCGCUAUGAGUUCAUACCAAAAAAGGAAGAAACCAAAUUUUUACAGCUCACAGAAACCAAGAAAGAAAAGGGAAUUUGUAUUAAAACCAGGUCUCAAAGGUUUUCUGUGCACAUGCAACAACAGGGAAAGAGAUUGUAUCAGAGAAUCCUACAAUAUACUGAAUGAAUAUGCUGACAGAUUAUAUGGUGAAGACAAGGCAAGUGUUGAUGCAGCUUCUGCCUCAGCUGACCCACAUACCCCAGAAAAUGCAUCUGAAGAUGAAGAUAUCCAGACUGCAUUGAAUAAGGAAUUAGAGUCACUUAGAGCUGAGAGGAAGAAGCUACCAAGCACACGCCGAUUUCAAGCAAUUGAUUCUGGAGCAAACAAUUGCAUAUUCAUCCAAACAACAUUGCCAGAACCUGUUGAACUCGUGUAUCACAUUAUGAAAGAUCUGGAGGCUACAAAGAAACAGAAAACACGUUUCUUGCUGCGCUUACUACCGAUAGAGUCUACCUGUAAGGCAUAUGUGGAAGACAUACGUCAGGCAGCUGAUUCUGUAUUUGACAAAUAUUUCUCAAAAGAAGGGAAGACAUUUGCUGUUCUGUUCAAUCGUCGUAACAGUAGUGGCGUGAAUCGUGAUGAGCUGAUUCGUGACUUGGCAGACAUGAUAGUGAGGAGACAUCCUGAGAACCGAGUAGAUCUGAAGCACCCUCAGUUGGCCGUUAUUGUGGAGGUGAUCCGUAACAUGUGCUGCUUGUCCGUCCUUCCGGAAUUUUUUGAGCUGCGGAAAUACAACUUCCUAGAACUAUGUGCUCCAGAGGGAGGAAUUAAGGUAGUAGACAGGGUUUCUGAAAGGAAGGGUGCAGGAAAGAGUGGUGAGAUUGAGGAGGAAAUUCUAGUGACCAAAGAGAGUGGCCAGGCACAGGGCGUAGGAACAGGACCAGAUAAUGAAAAAGGAUGUAACAGUAAAACUGUAGCUCCUACUUUGAAGGAUGAAGCUAAAGAGAUAAAAGAAAGAAGCGAUGCAGAUGAUGUAAAGAUAGAACCUGAGGGAGAGAAUAUUGAGGAGGAAACAGGGGAAACAGGUACUGAUAACGUACCAGAAACUCCUGCCAAAGCAGAGGUGUAAGGUAUUUGGUUCUGCUUAGCAGGACAGUAUAAAAUACCUUGACAAGGCUGUGUUAAAAAAAAUAAAACAGUGUCACUUUGUUUCAUGUUUCAUAAUUUCAUUUAUGAAAAACAAUGUUUUUAUUAUUUUUUUUUUCCUUAUAUCUUUGUUUCUUGUUGGUCUCAAUGUUUUCCACCCUCUCAGGAACAAACCAUUUCUGUUUGAUGUUAACCAGCUGAAAAAGGUGUUCAAUUAUGUCAUAGCUGUGCUGAUGUUAUGUUACAUCAUGUCUAUUCUGUGUUCAUUUCUUUAAACAUGCUUGAGGAUCAUGAUAUGGAAAGUUGAUAUCGAUUGUCUUUUUACAUAUUCUUGCUGUAUUUGACGUUCAUAUAGACAAAUUUUGUGUUCUGGAACUCUGUUUUCUCACCCAUUUUUGUAGAGUAGUCAGUCAUACUUUAUUGCAGUACUUGCUUCAAAAUAAAAGUUACUGAUCCGUUAA